GAGUCAUGGUGGAUCCUCGCGCUCUCAGCUGUGUGUGCCAGCGGCAAGCCGAGCCUCGCAGCUGAUGUAUACUCGUAUCUCAUCUCGCUCCCACACCAUAAGACGCCCAAUCAGCGUCAAAAACUUAUGCGUAAGGUCCGGGAAGCAUUGGUAAAAAUGGUCCCCAUCAUUGGCGUAGCUCGGCCUUUGGAGGCGAUCAUGUGUAUAGAUGCCGUGACUCGUCCCGAAGAUAAAGACAGCAGCUUCUCCCGCGAGCACUGGACAAAUGACAAAGCGAACCACGAACGCGGCACGAGGUGGCUCCGGCAACUCUAUUCUGAUAACCUGGACCCUAUCAAAGACAUAUUCAAGACGCAGAGAGAUUUCGGGUGGAUCUCCGAGGAGAUCACAUACGGUCUGUAUCUCUCGGAUCACCGCAUUUUGGAUGGCGUGGAGACGGAGCUGGUCGUGCUGAGCGGUAUGAUUGCGCAGAAUUUGCCGCGAAUGACGGCUUGGCAUCUGAGGGCCUGUAGAAGGAUGGGGUUGACACCAGAGGAGUGUGAGGUAAUUCAGAGCUGCGCUGAGCGAAUUGUUGAAUUUGCGGGCGUGACAUUGGAACCGCUGCCCAGAGUGAAGAACAUUGAGCAUGAGGUUUGA
Molecule: messenger RNA, 636 nt
Organism: Paraphaeosphaeria sporulosa
Lineage: Eukaryota; Fungi; Ascomycota; Dothideomycetes; Pleosporales; Didymosphaeriaceae
Exons: 2
Source: RefSeq, a predicted model, not a curated record